Messenger RNA from Gossypium arboreum, 426 nucleotides. RefSeq lists its product as uncharacterized. Lineage: Eukaryota; Viridiplantae; Streptophyta; Magnoliopsida; Malvales; Malvaceae. The record is from RefSeq and is a predicted model, not a curated record. Bases 1 to 426 code for a protein of 141 amino acids. The transcript is spliced from 2 exons.
AUGUUUGCUCGACUGAGUGUUUUCUAUGAUGGGAUUUUGCUAGCUGAACUUCAAGUGAAACCUACAUGGAAUGAUCAGAUCAAAGAUAAACAGAUAGGGGACAAGUCUCCUGAGUUGCGUUUCCGGCCAAUCGCCUAUCAAUUGGAGCUACCUCCGGAGUUGGAUAGGAUUCACGAUGUGUUCCAUGUCUCUUUGUUAAGGCGCUACCGCUCUGAUCCCAAGCAUAUUGUGCCUGUUAAAGAAAUUGAGGUUCGACCAAAUCUGACCUUUGAGGAGGAGUUGGUUCAGAUUCCGGAUCACGAUGUUAAAGUUCUGAGGAGGAAAUCCAUUCCAUUAGUGAAGGUGCUAUGGAAGGAUCAUAACACUGAGGGGGCUACGUGGGAGCCUGAGGAUACGAUGCGUCAGCAGUAUCCUUACCUGUUCUGA